AUGUAUGAAGGAGGAGGCAUUACAAAAAAGUUAAAACGGGCUGCCUCUAGUCCUCUCCCCUUUGGUUCUUCUAUGUACGCAACAGCCAGAAAGAAGGCCCCAAUAAUGGGAAUUUCAUCAAGGGAAAGAGAUGUGCUCAAGUUGGUGCGGCCGGGUAGGCAAUUAGAAAUUCACAGAGACUCCAUAACUGCUGCAGAAGUCAUGAGGAAGUACCCGAGGCACUGCAUUACCCGGCCUGAUGUGUUUAAGUUUCCAUGGAUCGUGGUUCGACCUGAGUCAGUUUUGGUUCCAGGUAGAGUUUUCUACAUUGUACCUUAUCAAACAAUCUAUCACUUGUUAAAGGCUAGAGGGCAGUGUAACAAACCUUGUUCAAGACAAAACCAAUCUCCAAAGAAUCAUAGCCAUCACUGCUUUCCUAAAAGACCACCACCUCUGAAUUCACGGCACCCUCACCACCAUGAGCAGCGCCUCAGGAAACCGGUUGAGAGAACCCAUCAGGAGGCUGUGGCCAGUUCACAGGAAGAAGACUCAGAUGAUAGUAGUCACUCUAAAAGAUUCUACAUGAAAUCAUGGCCUAAGCCGAUCAUUAAGAAAAGAAACACCCUCCAAGAAUUUGAUCAAGAAUCUGAAUUUGAUUCAUCAGUUGAUUGUAGAUCAUUCAAUUCUGAGGACUAUUAUUCCGAUGGAAGAAACAUUAGUUCAGCACUGCCUAAUAUCAGACAUGGUUAUCUACAGCAGCACAAAAGCAGUACACAAGAAGUUAAAUUGAAAUCCUGUCUAAGGAAGCAAGACAGUGUUCGUAAGUCGCUGAAUCUAAGGGUAACUUUUGGCUUGCCAAGUACAAUUGCCAGUAGUCGAAGAGAAUCACCAAGUGCGAGCUUGUGAUCUUGUUGACAAGCUGUCAUACUAGUUGCUUAAUGCUUGGUCUCUAUAUGUGAUUGUGGUUGCCUAUUUAGAGGAUGCCCAGGCAAUAAGAUAGUGUG
Molecule: messenger RNA, 983 nt
Organism: Ilex paraguariensis (yerba mate)
Lineage: Eukaryota; Viridiplantae; Streptophyta; Magnoliopsida; Aquifoliales; Aquifoliaceae
Source: the annotation of a GenBank genome assembly